Theobroma umbraticum is the source of this 2952-nucleotide messenger RNA. RefSeq names its product serine/threonine protein phosphatase 2A regulatory subunit B''alpha-like. Gene Ontology annotation, biological process: protein dephosphorylation. Gene Ontology annotation, cellular component: protein phosphatase type 2A complex. NCBI's taxonomy places the organism in Eukaryota, Viridiplantae, Streptophyta, Magnoliopsida, Malvales, Malvaceae. Gene Ontology annotation, molecular function: calcium ion binding; protein phosphatase regulator activity. The record is from RefSeq and is a predicted model, not a curated record.
CACCACUCCACGCGCUUCGCUCGUUUCUUUCUUUUUUUUUUCUCUCUGCCCUUUCUCCAAAGCGGUUUCCUUUUUCGUUCUUGUCUAUCCCCCCUCUCUGUAAGAAAAACCAAUAAUAAUAAUAAAACAAAAAAAAAAAACUCUGAAUUCUCUUAAGUUUUUGUUUCUUUUAAUCCUUCACUAAAAUUCCACGUUUUAUCUCAGAUUCACCGCCAAUAAUUAUCCCCUUGGCAUCUUUGUUUUUGUUUGGGUUUGGUUUGGUUUUUUUUUUUUUUUCAUUUUUUUUCCUUGUCCGAACCAAAAGCAAACGGAAAUUGUUGGAGGGAAGUAUUUUGUCAGUUUUUACUUGAUGCUUUGAAGCCAAAACAGAUAAAUCUUCCGGCGAGAAGCUUCGGAGAAUUCGUAUGUCAGUUUAUUGUUUCAGAUUCAUAACUCGACAGUUAGGGUUUUGGGGGAACGGCGUGUUUUGAAGCGGGACGUUUUUCCUUCCAGUGGAAAAAAAAAAAGAUUUUGUACGGUCAUUUUCUUUAACAAUUUGGAGUAAAAUCUGUCAAUUAUCUCUACAGUGUUGUCAAUUCACCUCAGAAACCAUGACUCCGAAGCCCGAUUGUUUCAUUUUCGUUUUCUGAGAGAAAUCGGGAGAGUGAAGUGUGGACUGUUACAUUUGAAGAACUGAACGAGUCAGGGUUUUAGAGUGUUGAUUUUUAGUGUGGUUGAUAAGGUCGGCGAGAUGUCGUUAUUUGUAAAAAUGGAAGUUGAUGCAUUGGAGGAUGUUGCUUGUUUGGACCCAGAGCUUUUGCAGCUUCCCGAAGUGUCUCCAUUUGCUCUAAAAACCAGUCCUCAACUUGUCGAGGACUUGUUCUCGCAGUGGCUUUCGCUUCCAGAGACCGGCCAUCUGGUCAAAUCUUUGAUUGAUGAUGCAAAGGUAGGGUCCACUGUUAAUGCCUUUGCGAACCUUUCUAAUGUAAAUGUUGUUGGGAGCAAUUCAUUGCCUUCCAUGUUUCCCAGUGGCAAUGCACCUCCACUUUCUCCAAGAAGCUCAUCUGGUUCUCCUCGCAUGUCGAAGCAGAAGUCCAGCCCUUCAGCUCUUGGCUCUCCAUUGAAAUUAGUUAGUGAACCAAUGCAAGAAGUCAUUCCACAGUUUUAUUUCCAAAAUGGUCGUCCACCAACAAAGGAAUUGAAAGAACAAUGUCUUUCUAAAAUUAAUCACCUUUUUAAUAAUCCUCUAAAUGGAUUGCAAAUAGAUGAGUUUAAAACAGUGACAAAGGAAGUUUGCAAGCUACCAUCUUUCCUCUCUUCUGCACUUUUUAGAAAGAUAGAUGUAGACUGUACUGGAAUAGUGACCAGAGAUGCCUUUAUUAAGUAUUGGGUUGAUGGCCACAUGCUGACGAUGGAUAUAGCAACUCAAACAUUUGAAAUUCUUAGGCAGCCAGGCCGUAAGCACCUCACUCAGGUUGAUUUCAAGCCUGUUCUUCGAGAACUUUUGGCAACCCAUCCAGGAUUAGAAUUCCUGAGAAGCACACCUGAGUUUCAAGAUAGAUAUGCUGAAACUGUCAUAUACAGAAUAUUUUAUCACAUCAAUAGAUCGGGAAAUGGCCAUCUUACUCUCAGGGAGCUGAAACGUGGAAAUCUGAUUGCGGCCCUGCAACAUGCAGAUGAGGAAGAGGACAUUAACAAAGUCCUUAGGUACUUCUCAUAUGAACACUUUUAUGUUAUUUACUGUAAGUUUUGGGAGUUGGACACAGACCACGAUUUCUUCAUUGACAGAGAAAACCUCAUCAGAUUUGGCAAUCAUGCCCUUACCUACAGGAUUGUUGAUAGAAUCUUUUCGCAGGCUCCACGGAAGUUUACUAGUGAGGUGGAAGGGAAGAUGGGUUAUGAAGACUUUGUUUACUUCAUGCUCUCAGAGGAGGACAAAUCAUCUGAGCCUAGUCUUGAAUAUUGGUUCAAGUGUAUAGAUUUGGAUGGAAAUGGUGUGCUCACGCCCAAUGAAAUGCAAUUCUUCUACGAGGAGCAGCUGCAUCGUAUGAAAUGCAUGGCCCAAGAACCUGUGCUCUUUGAGGACAUAUUGUGUCAAAUAUUCGACAUGAUUGCACCUGAGAGAGAAGAUUAUAUCACGCUACAGGACUUGAAAGGGUGCAAACUUUCAGGAAAUGUUUUUAACAUCCUUUUCAAUCUUAACAAGUUUAUGGCUUUUGAAACACGUGAUCCAUUCAUGAUUAGGCAGGAACGUGAGGAUCCAACGUUGACAGAGUGGGAUCGCUUUGCACAUAGGGAGUAUAUCAGGCUUUCAAUGGAAGAAGAUGUUGAAGAUGCCUCAAAUGGGAGUGCUGAAGUUUGGGAUGAGUCCCUUGAAGCCCCAUUUUAAGUUUAGUGGGGCGAGUUUUAUUGGCCCUUGUCAAAUAUAUUCGAGGUGAAUGAAAGCUACAUGGAGAUGAUGCAGAUGAUGGUGAUCUGGAGCUGCAAAUUCAUCAGCCACAAAUAUCAAGUUGGGUCGUAUAGCUUUUAUGCCCUCAUUUCACCUGAAGGCUAUUUGCAAUUAUGCUGUGCUGCACUCAAGUUCCACAGUGAAAUCUCCAGUCAGGAAAGCUAAUUGCUUCUUUAGAGAGGGAGGGAUGAUCCCUGUCCUUAAUUAAUCAUCACCCAGGUAUCAAAUCAACAGUCUGCAACUGUGUUAAAAGUCGUUUUGUUAAUUGGUUAAGACGGCCAUUUGCUUUUAUCCUUGCCUUUGAGCCCCGGCUGGAGAGGUGGAUAGCAUGCUUGCCUAGUUAACGUGUUGUGGGCCUGUUAACGGCUGGACAGAACCUGCCUCCUUGCCUACCCUUAAAUGUACUGGGUUCUUUCGUAGCUUCAUAGUGGGAGAAGGGAGGGGAAAAAAAACAGUAGAGAGCUGAAAUUUCCACAUUGCUGCAGUAAGGAUACUGAAGUCCUUUAUUCUUUCAUUCUUCACCA